GUCGGUCUAAAUUUUGCAGGUGUUAGUGCGCACAUGAAUGACAUGAAUAGAAUGACCGUUGAACAAAACAUAAACAUACUUGUCAUCCUCGCAGAUUUAUUUAUUAAAUUCACUUAUUAUCUCUAAGUUUAAACGAAUUUUUGGCAUCAUAUCAAUUUUUGAUGCUUCGAAGAAAAUGUAUUUUAUGAAAAUGUAUUAUCCAAUAAUCUUGACGAUAUUUUUGACACUUUCGACGUUUCGUGUGGAAUCGGCUAUUCUCAGUUGGCUGUGGGACAGAGGACAGAAGGAGUCAACUCUUUUGGUUUCAGAUGGUGUUCCUUUAAUUUCCAUUCCUUAUGAAUCAAUGACUGACGAUGAAAAAUUUCUCCAGGAAGCCGCUAAAUUCACCGAGAUGCAAGUGUCGUCACCGCUCGAAACUUGCUAUCACAAAGUUAUUUUGAAAAUCAGAUCCUCUUGCAAUGAAAUGUCAGAAGAAGAUUUGGCGAAAUUAAGUGUUAAUUUACUUAAUUGUCAGUCUUUAGUUGAAGGCAGGAAAAUUUAUCCUUGUACUCAAGACAUGUCAUUGAAACAAUGCACAACGGAGAUGGACGCCGAUAUGUGGAACGCUUACCAUCUCAUGAGUAAUAGAGCUCGAGCAGUUUGUUAUUCCGCGAGAAAUUUACAAUUUCGUGCUUUAACUGAAUUAACUGUUAAUAAAUUAGUGCAAACAACACAUUCGCAAAUCAAGGUUCUGGAGAAUUUACAGGAAAAUCAAGAGAAACUGGAAAAAGAAACAGUUGACGCAUUAUCAUUGAUUGAAAAGGGAAAUAAAAAAUUGCUCGAGCAACACAAUCUCGUCGCUUCAAAUCUUCGGGAAUUAACGAUGGAAAAGGCGUUAAUCCGUCUGGGACAUUCGAAACUCAUUACGAUGACUGAGGAUAUUAAAGAGAAAUUAGUGAAAGCAAAUGACGAAAUGGUACGACAAGAAUCUGAUCGUAAAAUAAAUCAUCAGGAAGUGAUGAACGAUUUGUUGGCGAUACAAGAACUUUGGGAGAAACUCGAGAACAGUACGAAUAAUAUUUUAAAACAAAACCAAGAUGCUGCCGAUCAAUAUUUACGGACUUUGGAACAACUCGAGCAGAUUAAUAAGACUGUUAAUUUUGUUUGGAAUCUGCACAAGCAUGUCGACGAGAAACUGGGGUGGAUUACUGAUUAUAUUAGCAGUACAGGUUUACAAAUGCAAAAAGUUUACCGCACAUGUUUGCAUGUAAUUUACAUAUUGACUGCCAUGAUUGUUGCCGGAUUUUUGCAAGCACCGUUUUUAACGAGAGUGACGAUAUUGGGAAUUAUUCCCUUAAAUUUGACAGCGUACUUAAAACACGGGAUGGAAGCGUCUCUAGAUUUCUUCUCAAUUACAGCUCUUAUUAUUCUAAUAACAAUAAUGCACUAUGUGAUGAGUACCAUUCAGUAUCUUUGUGGUCCAAGAAAGACAGAAUCGAAAAAUCUUCAGCAAAACGAAAAGAGCGAAAAGGAUUCUACAAACUUGAAAAAUCAGAAUAAAGAGAAUGGCGUUUCUCACGAUUGUUCGAAAAAUGUUGAUAGUACUACAAAAGGACCAUUAUACAGUGAAAUUUACAAUACAAUCUCUUCGAAAUUUUAUUUAUUAUUCAAUAGAAUUCACUAUAUUAUUGACGUGAUUACAAAAAAAAUUGUGAACAUCUUCCAUGUACAAAGAAAUCAAUCAAUAUUACAAGAAGAACUCACUUGCUCUUACAUUCAAAAGAAGCCGUACAAUUACGUAAGUUUCGAUUCUCCAAACAUGUCUGAUGAUCUUUCGGAAUCUGAUUUAUCCCAUAAACAUUAUUCGAUAAGGGAAGACUUGUGGGCUAUGAGACAACGACACAAUAUUUCCCGAAGUAAAACUCCUGUCGACAGUAGCGGAUACGUGAACAGAUGCUGUGAAUUGACGCGAAGUGGAAAACCAUGUCGAGGAAAGGCCAUGAAGAAUCUUAAUUAUUGCCGAAUUCAUCUCGCCGCUUCACCUGCUGUCAAGAUUUAAAUUUUAUUUGGAUUUUUUUACGCCAAGAACAGAAAGUGGAAUUUUCAAUAAUAGUCAUUUUGUUAUUGUUCAAGUGAGUUUUGUACAAUUAUAUUUAUUUUGAUCUUAACGACAAGCGCAAUAUUUCAAUUUUUGCGCUUUCGCCAAAUUGUAAAUAUUAAUUUUAGGAUCUAUUUUAUUCGUUUUAUACAUUUGAUCUAUU
Molecule: messenger RNA, 2240 nt
Organism: Leptopilina heterotoma
Lineage: Eukaryota; Metazoa; Arthropoda; Insecta; Hymenoptera; Figitidae
Product: protein brambleberry-like
Exons: 9
Coding region: 176-2038 (620 amino acids)
Source: RefSeq, a predicted model, not a curated record